Camponotus floridanus (Florida carpenter ant) is the source of this 1254-nucleotide messenger RNA. It is a transcript of the gene BI-1, whose product is annotated as probable Bax inhibitor 1. The transcript has 4 exons. The record is from RefSeq and is a predicted model, not a curated record. NCBI's taxonomy places the organism in Eukaryota, Metazoa, Arthropoda, Insecta, Hymenoptera, Formicidae. Gene Ontology annotation, biological process: negative regulation of endoribonuclease activity; negative regulation of RNA splicing; cellular response to unfolded protein. Gene Ontology annotation, molecular function: enzyme binding. Bases 245 to 955 code for a protein of 236 amino acids. Gene Ontology annotation, cellular component: mitochondrial membrane.
UCUCGUCGGUUGGUUUUACGCGCAGAAAUAUCACUGACGUGUCCCCCGUGCGAAGAUCGGCUACGUACGUGCAUACGAUUCAUCGACUUUGCCACGGCAAUUUCGUCUUGCGCAUAGAAUCGACACGUCCGAGAUACCGCCAGUCAUCGGGGUCGUGAGUGAGCGUCUUGUGUAGCGCGUGUGCCGAUCGUCAGCGUCAGAAAGAAUCGUCCAAAGACAGAAGCAGCCGAACGACAGCAAAAUUAUGGCAGCGGUCUUCAACAAUUUUGUAAAUUCCUUCAGCAACAAAUUAAAUGCACCAGUCAGACAACACUUGAAGAAUGUCUAUGGUUGCUUGUCGCUGUCCACCGUGUCAGCGGCUGCAGGAGCUUAUGUACAUAUGUAUACGCAGCUCCUGCAGGCUAAUCUGUUGACAACUUUUGGUACCCUGGGUCUUCUUAUUGCACUAAUGACAACACCUGAUAAUGGUAAAAAUCAAAAGCUGCGCCUCAGUUACCUCCUGGGAUUCGCAUUCUUAUCUGGCCUUGGAUUAGGUCCCUUGCUAGAAAUGGUAAUCAGCAUAGAUCCGAGUAUAGUGGUAACAGCGUUAGUUGGUACGACGGUAGUUUUCGUCUCCUUCAGCAUUUCUGCACUUUUGGCUGAACGUGGUCGUUGGUUGUAUCUCGGGGGCACCUUAAUGAGCAUGCUUAACAUCAUGAUUCUGUUCUCCUUUGCCAAUCUGUUCUUGCGCUCGACUUUCAUCUAUCAAGCGCAUUUGUAUCUGGGACUAUUUGUGAUCUGCGGCUUUGUUAUCUAUGACACGCAAUUGAUUAUCGAGAAACAUCAUAUGGGCAGUAGAGACUUCAUCAUGCAUUCCUUGGACUUAUUCAUCGAUUUUAUUGGCGUUUUUCGACAUCUCCUUGUGAUACUUACGCAAAAGGAACUGUCCAAGGAGUCACGCAAGCGUAAAGAUUGAGCAAAGAGAAACGAAUGGUUGCGGUGCGCAUUCAAGUAAAUCCAUAAACUAGAGGUCUUCAUGUAAUCUAUCCAUACUUAGGUAUCUGUGUGUACAUAUACAUACCGAAAAAUUAUAUAAAUACCAAUACUACACGUCAUACACAUAUAUAUAUAUAUCUCUUUAGCUAACGUGAUAUAUUACGGAACUCUAUAAAUAUAUUUAUCAUAAUAAAAAGAGAAAAAGGAAAAUGUUAAAUACAGUUUGUUUAAGAAAUUCGGCUUCUCUUGAGUCCGAUUACAGGCGAAGACGUAUUUAUU